GAAAAAGUGCUUGGCCCCCUCAGUGUUGCAUCUGGAUGUCUGUGGGCUUCUUUCAGUCUGACCGUAGGUUGAAUGGUGCUAUUUUCGGACUGUAACGUGUGAUUUGUUCACGUGUUGAUCGCAACAUGUAACAACUGACAACUUUGAUGCCUUGAUAUGAGAACGGUGAUGGAUGAGAGCACAUUUGAGACAUUUGAAGAAGAGCUCGGAACACCACUGCAGGAUGUUCAUCCACAAAAACCUCUCAGACAAGCUCGCCGGACAGAGAUGUACACUCAAAGAAGGGUCAGAGAGGAACCUCCAAUCAUUCAGCAGAUGCCAAAAGCUGUACCCCGCGAGCCCCCCGUCUCAAGAACCACACCACUACGCAAGACCUUGUCUCUUCAGAACUUGGCCCAGAUUGAGGUACCAUGGGAGGGAGUGACACUAAACCGCUGCCUCUUCAUAGCUAUCACCAUACUGGUCCUUACCUCAGGCUGCCAAAAACUGAAUGAGGUUGUACGAGGCAGCAAGGAUGGGACUGAUGUUGAUGGCAUAGGAACUGCACUCAACAUGAGACACACCCUGGUCAAGAAAGGGCGGUUACCAAUACCUCAGCCUGAGACCUCUCUGUGGGACACGUUUUUCUGGUGGGUCAGUGAUGAUAAUGAUGAAGAAGAGGAAGGCAGACGGGGCAGAUCAAGGAAGGCGACUCAAGAGAGAGCUUCUAGGGGCCUCAGACACAAAGCCAUGCCAAACAGAAACCUGCUGAAGGGAAGACAGGAUACAUUUAAAGCACGUAGGGGAAAGGCCAGACAGAACGAAGAAGAGACAAAAGAGAGAGUGAAAGCACAAACAGUGAAGGAGAAGAGACUCAAAGCGAAGAAGCUGAAGAAAGAAGAGCAAGGAGAAGAGAAAAAGGAGGAAGAGAAGAAACAGAAGAAGAAGACAAAGGAGAGCAAGAAAAAAGAUACCAAGAAAGAGUGAAGAAAGUCACAAAAGGCAAAGUGUUCUGUAUGAGAGGGCUUAUAGGGGUAUGCUGGAGUACCAGACAAACCCUGGAAAUUAGUAGGGGGAACGGUCCUCUUAUUACAAAGUGAUGUCUACAACAGGUGCUGCGAAAGUGUUCCCCAGAACGCAGGGAAGCUUGAGUUGCAGGCCUAAAUGGAGCAUCUGCAUGGUCAUUAGCUUAGCUGAGGUUUAGAGUUAAACAUUAGUUUUAAGCCUGAGUGAGUCACGAGGCAGUGAUUUAAAGCACACCUACUGUUCAAACUAAACUUAAUGGCUGUGUAAUUUAGAGACCACACAUCUGCCACUAGAUGUCGCUGUAUCUGAGGGUUACCUUGAGCCUGCAAGAGACACUGUUUUGCUGAAGUUUAAGGCAAGGUUUAAGUAUUUAUUUAGCUGAAUAUUUAUAUAAUCAAUAUGUAGGCCUAUAUCCACACCAUAUGUCCAAAAGUAUCCAGCAGCAAAAGUGUCCGCAGCAGCAGCCAUGCCAGGCUAGAGGGGUGUAAAGACCCCCAGCACUGGACUAGGGAGCAGUGGAGCUCCAUCCAGUAUAUUUGGGAUGAGUUAGAGUAGCAUUUAUGAUCCAGAACUGGUCAUCCAACAUCAGUACCUGAUCUCACCAAUGUUGU
Messenger RNA from Colossoma macropomum (tambaqui), 1616 nucleotides. Its product is annotated as ATP-binding cassette sub-family F member 1. The coding region runs from base 157 to 966 and encodes 269 amino acids. The transcript is spliced from 7 exons. The record is from RefSeq and is a predicted model, not a curated record. Lineage: Eukaryota; Metazoa; Chordata; Actinopteri; Characiformes; Serrasalmidae.